AUGGACGUCGACGCCUGUCUCGAGUCCAUAAAAGCCUGUAAAUAUCUUCCAGAAAAUGACAUGCGUCAACUGUGCAACAAGUUGAAGGAAAUUCUGGCCGAAGAGUCGACGGUAGUUCCUGUACGAGCCCCGGUUACUUUAUGUGGCGACAUUCACGGUCAAUACUAUGAUCUUGUCAAGUUGUUUGAAGUGGGCGGCGACGUACCUGAUACCUCAUACAUAUUCAUGGGCGAUUUUGUAGACCGUGGUCGAUAUUCCUUAGAAACGUUAACAUUAUUACUCUUGUUGAAAGUCAAAUAUCCAGAUAGAAUUACAUUAACACGAGGCAACCACGAAAGUCGUAAUGUGACGCGCGUUUAUGGAUUUUAUGAUGAGUGUCUUGCAAAAUAUCAAAGUUCAAAAGUCUGGGAAUGGUGCUGCACCGUCUUCGAUUACUUGCCUUUGGCUGCUCUCAUUGACGGAUCCAUUUUCUGUGUUCACGGAGGCUUAUCUCCGGAACUGCCAUCAGUAGACUCGAUUCGGACCUUGUUUCGUAUGCAAGAACUGCCGCAAACCGGAGGACCGUGCGAUCUGUUGUGGUCGGAUCCCGAGGCCCAAAUAGACAGUUGGGCCAUUAGUCCCCGUGGCGGAGGUUAUCUGUUUGGACACAUACCGACCGACGCAUUUUGCCAUAAUAAUGGUGUCAACUUGAUUGUACGAUCGCAUCAACUGGUGGAUGAGGGAUAUAAUUAUCCAUUUGCGGAAAAGAAUCUGGUGACGCUUUGGUCAGCACCCAAUUAUUGCUAUAGAUGUGGAAACAAAGCAGCUAUUCUCAAAGUGCCGGACGAUCGAACCGAAAUUGUGGAAAGCGACUAUCGAAUAUUCCUAGAAAAUGAUGUGCAAGGCGAUGCUACAUUGGCGGCGGCUCCUGGAAGCCAGUACUUUCUGUAA
Messenger RNA from Radiomyces spectabilis, 930 nucleotides. RefSeq names its product serine/threonine-protein phosphatase PP-X isozyme 2. Gene Ontology annotation, cellular component: cytoplasm. Gene Ontology annotation, biological process: G1/S transition of mitotic cell cycle; peptidyl-serine dephosphorylation. The record is from RefSeq and is a predicted model, not a curated record. Lineage: Eukaryota; Fungi; Mucoromycota; Mucoromycetes; Mucorales; Radiomycetaceae. The transcript has 9 exons. Bases 1 to 930 code for a protein of 309 amino acids. Gene Ontology annotation, molecular function: protein serine/threonine phosphatase activity.